AUGGCCGACAAAAUGAACGUCAACAUGUUCAAAGCAGAGGAUCCCAACUCUCACCCGUCCGCCUCGCCCGAACCCCCCUACGAUCCCCUCCCUCGCAUCGAAAGCCUCCCCCUCCCAUCGAACUUCAGAUGGGGAACAGCAACAGCAGCCUACCAAAUCGAAGGUGCUCCCUCAGCGGACGGGAAACGCCCGUCGAUCUGGGACACCUUCACCCAUCUCGUCCCAUCUCGCACAAAUGGCGAAAACGGUGACAUAGCCUGCGACCACUAUAACCGCAUGCUCGAAGACGUCGACCUCAUGGCCUCGUACGGAGUCGACGUGUAUCGAUUCUCUGUCGCCUGGACACGAAUCAUACCCCUCGGUGGACGGGAUGAUCCCAUUAACGAGGCUGGAAUAGCCUUCUAUAACCGGGUCAUCGACGCCCUUUUAGCGCAUAACAUCGACCCCGUCGUAACGCUCUACCACUGGGAUGCUCCUCAGAGUCUCAGUGACCGAUACGGCGCUUUCUUAAGUACAGCCAAAUUCGUAUCUGAUUUCGCACACUUCGCGCGCCUCUGUUUCGCCCGGUUCGGAGAUCGAGUCAAGAGAUGGAUUACCUUCAACGAGCCUUAUAUCAUUGCUAUCUUUGGACAUCAUAGCGGUGUUCUUGCGCCGGGCCGGAGUACUGCCACUGGUGGUGAUUCGCGCACGGAGCCGUGGAGGGUCGGGCAUACCUUGAUCCUCGCUCAUGCUGCUGCUGUACAGAUCUACUCUGAGGAUUUCAAGUCCCAGAAUGGGAGCAUCUCGAUCGUGCUCAAUGGGCACUAUUACGAGCCCUGGGACGCGUCUAGCCAGGUUGAUCAGGAGGCCGCGCAACGUCGUCUCGAAUUUUACAUUGGGUGGUUUGGGGACCCUAUCUUCCUUGGGCGGGAUUAUCCAUCGUCCAUGCGAAAGCAAUUGGGCGAUCGAUUGCCGGCAUUUACUGCGAGGGAGCUGGAGCAGCUGAAGCAACUCGCCCCGCUCAACGCCUUCUAUGGAAUGAACCACUACUCCACCAAAUUCGCGAGGGCGCUUCCCGACCCCCCUGCAGAGGACGACUGCACGGGGAAUGUGGAAGAACUCCCCACAAACUCCGAAGGAAAAGCCAUCGGCCCUGUCUCAGGGAUGUCCUGGCUACGGGUUGCUCCAGAGGGGUUCAGAAAGCUCUUGAACUGGGUCUGGAGUCGGUAUAAGUUGCCUAUCAUUGUUACUGAGAAUGGUUGUCCCUGUCCUGGGGAGAGCCAGAUGUCGUUGGAUGAGGCAGUAAACGAUACGUUCCGGGUUACCUAUUUUGGAUUGUAUCUCGAUGCCAUUUUGCGCGUGAUCUAUGAGGAUGGGGUCCAGAUUGAGGGGUACUAUGCUUGGAGUUUGAUGGAUAAUUUUGAAUGGUCUGCCGGCUAUGGUCCUCGCUAUGGCAUCACGCACGUGGAUUAUAAGACCUUGGUGCGAACUCCCAAGCGCUCUGCAUUGUAUCUGAGGGAGACAUUCUGGGAACGUAGAAAACAUUCGCUGUAG
This is a messenger RNA of Aspergillus thermomutatus, 1533 nucleotides long. Its product is annotated as glycoside hydrolase family 1 protein. Lineage: Eukaryota; Fungi; Ascomycota; Eurotiomycetes; Eurotiales; Aspergillaceae. The record is from RefSeq and is a predicted model, not a curated record. The coding region runs from base 1 to 1533 and encodes 510 amino acids. The transcript is spliced from 2 exons. Gene Ontology annotation, biological process: carbohydrate metabolic process. Gene Ontology annotation, molecular function: beta-glucosidase activity.